GCAGGCAAAGCAGAUCCCUCCUCCAGCCCUGCCCCCUACUCUUGGCUCUGCUCUUCCCUGGGCGGCAUCGGCGCCUUCUCCAGUCCGAGGGGGCGGAGUGGGGCUCCCUUCGUGCGCGUCCAGCUCGGAGUUGCUCAUCUCCAGAGAGGGACUUGCGAGAAGCAGAGGUAGAGAAGGAGAGCGGCAGGCGCGCCACGUCCGUCUCCCUCCGUCUCCCUCUUCCCCUCGAGGCUGGGGGGCCGCGGGCGAGGGCGAGGCACGCGGGGCCGCGGGAGGGCGCCCAGGGGAGGCCCCCCCGCCCUGGCAGGCCCCCCGGGGAUGGCGAUGGCGGCGGCGGGAGGCAUCGCCACGCUGCCCGCCUUGCCCGACGGCGGAGGAGGAGGAGGAGGCGGCGGCGGGGGGAGCGGCGGCGGCGGCCCUUUCCCCCCGGGCCACUUCAAGGACCCCAAGCGCCUCUACUGCAAGAACGGGGGCUUCUUCCUGCGGAUCAACCCCGACGGCGGCGUGGACGGCGUCCGAGAGAAGAGCGACCCCAACAUCAAAUUGCUGCUCCAGGCAGAGGAGAGAGGUGUAGUGUCCAUCAAAGGUGUAUGCGCAAACCGUUUCCUGGCUAUGAAUGAAGACGGUCGAUUGUUAGCACUGAAAUACGUAACAGAUGAAUGCUUCUUUUUUGAACGCUUGGAAUCUAAUAAUUACAAUACUUAUCGGUCUCGUAAAUACCGUGAUUGGUACAUUGCACUGAAACGAACUGGUCAGUACAAACUUGGACCAAAAACUGGACGAGGCCAGAAAGCUAUCCUUUUCCUUCCAAUGUCUGCCAAAAGUUGAUUUCAGUUGGAAAGUGUAUGAAAUACAGAGUGGAAGUCCUCCACAUCCCCACACGACAGAAAAAUGUGACCAGUAUUUCCCAGGAUAAAUUGCAUUUGUGGACUGAUCUCGGAAUAUUACUAGGCAAAGUUAUGUAUGUAGUAGACCUCAAACAGUUGUGAUAUCCUAGAACUAUUGUGCCUUUUGCAUAUGUAUACAUGUGUGUACAUGUCUGUAUUGAAUGUGACAGGAUGGAGAACUUAUGCAUUUAUUUCCAGUCAAAUACUAUAUUCAUUUUUUUUACUUGAUGAGUUGGGGAUAGAGUUGAGAAAUUGAUUUGUAUUAUUCUUGGUAAGAAAAAUAUAUAUUAAAAUUUGCAUAGUUUAAAAUAUUUAGCAUUUUAGGUGAAAUAAUAUAUAUUUGUAUGGAAUUUAAUCUGGAAUAAUAUACAUAUGCAUUUUACUACAAGUAAUAUUAGAUGCCUUAAAAAAAAGUCUACAUGUCUUGCAAAUUUGUCAUGUUCCUGUAAUGCUCUGGCAGUUCUCGGUGGUACAGUUUAUAGAAAAGGCCUGUGUACACAGCUGGAAAUUCCCUCAUAGUUAAAUCGAUCUUAUCAAAUCCUUCACGGUAUCCAUAGAGAAGCAGCCUGGCUAUAUUACUGGUGAUUGGAGUUGUUUCUUUUGACUUGGCAAGGUCACUUAGCUCCAUCCACUCGCACUUGAGGCACUCCUGCUGGCAGAAACUAAUGUUGAAAGAAGAAGGCUCCAAGCGGCAGAUAAUAUACAUAUCAGACUUUCCAAAGGCUCCAGGGUGUCUGUGUUGCUGCCUUAUACUUAGAAGGGACCUGAAUUCUGAUUUUAUGCCUGUCUCUUCAAAAACCUCUCGAACUGCUGUGCUUCCUAAAAGAAAGAGAACUUUCAUUAUAAUUCUGAAAAUAUAGGCAGCUCAAUGGCAACAAAAGCAUGUGCAAGCUGUUAGGCAUCCCCAAACUCUUCAUUAAGCUAAGUGGUGCAAUAAAUUAAAGAGAAGGAAGAAUCUGAGAAGUUUGGAAACUAAGGUUCUUGUUUUGGCCUUGAAUCAGGUCUGCAAAUUAAUCUCAGUUUCAAGAUAGAGAGGAAUGAGUCUCUUGCUGGAUAAUAUAGAUUUUUCAGACUAAAAUUACUUCUUCAAGUGGGAUGAAAAGACAAGAGUCAAUUCAUCUAAAGACAUGUCAGAAUGGAAAUUUGGCCCUUGUCUUUGGUAAAAAAACAACAAAACAAAAACAAACCUAAGUUCCUUCCCUUGCACAAAGCUGAAGUGCAGAGUUACAGUGCAAUCUUUUUCUCAAUAAAUAUGGAGAUUAAAUUUACAGGGUGUAUAUAAUGAUUCAGUCAUUGCCAUCCUUUCUUUUCCCUGCUGCUAGAACUUAUAUUUGUGUCCUUCUCCUUUCUAUAUGGUUAAGUAAGUAAUAAAAUUCACAGAUAUAGGGACACUAAUGAAUAAUGGUACAUUGCUGAAAGCUGCUACAAUCGUUUACAUUGUUACAUCCAAAAUUAUCUUGCCAGACCAGUUUUAUGUAGAUUUCUUAUAGUCUGUAACAUUUACAUUACCAUAAUUGUCUAAUUAAGGGUGAACUUCAACCUAGAAUGCACACUAUAGUGAUUUCCUGGCUUUUGGAAGAAAAUUUCUCCCAAUUCUUUUAUCUUUUGAUUCCAUGAUCUUGCUGAGAAAUUCCAGCUAGUCUUUUGCAACAUUAUUUUAACAAAGAUGCCAUCACUUUGGACCCACACAUUUAAUUUAUGUGAGAUUGAAUUGGUGGGAAAUGUUACAAUUCAGCUAAGAAAACAUGUAAAAUUGGAGCAACAGUACCAGUCAGGAUAUUACAAUGGGGGCCAAUAGAAUCCAAAAAAUAUCUGACAUCCACCUACUUAAGAGAACACUUCUUGGUGUGUUUUUGGCUAUGUGUAUGUGGCCCUAGAAAUUAAAAUUACAGCUUCUUUGAGUUAUUUACCACAUCAAGGAAGAUCUGAGAAAAUUUGAAUCUGAGGCAACUUAAAUCAUAAAAAUCGAGUGUAUUUUAAAUUUAAAAUUUUAACAAGCCACAAAAAGACAACAAUAAGAAAGAAAUUCAAAGUAUGACCACUUUGUGGGUUUCUGCAUCAACUAUUUGAAGGAAAUUACUUAAAACAUCAAUACAAAAUUAAGCCCUUCUGUCUAGCAUUAUAGGCACCAACCCACAUUUUUAUCUUGUUUAUUUCCACCCAUUAAUACUCAACUGAAAGUCAAUAUGGAACUUCGAAUGCAGAGUUAGGACUUCUCUUGUAGGUCAAUCCUUAUAUGGCAGUGUAUUCUACUGAAAUCAACAAAAGUUAUGUCCCUACGGACAUACAGGCAGUCCCCAAGUUAUGAGCAAGAUAGAUUCUGUAGGUUUGCUCUUAAGCUGAACUGUUUGCAAGUCAGAACAUGUACAUUUUUAAGUGUAACUCCGGUGAUAAAUAGGUAGAUAGAUGAGAGCUUUGGAUAGUAUAGGGAAGGGUUAAUACCCCUGUGGUGUUUGUUUUGCUGUCUGUGCCCUGUUCAGAAGAUUUCCCCUCACUUUCUGUCCCUGUAAUAACUGAAUUUUGAAAAGUCUGGUUUGUUCUGGAAACAAGGAUUGGUGAUAAAGCUUCAGUGGAGACACUUUUUCCCCAUGAUAACUCUUUCAGGAAUGAAUUUCCCUUUCGAGGAGUAGAUUUCUCUCACUUCCUGUUGUCUGACCCUUGUUCUUAAAUACAACUCAUUUGUAAGUUGGAUGUUUGUGUCCUGGGGACUGGCUGGAUAUGAUUCUGCCCUAUUGAUGCAGUUGCUCCAGACAACCACUUACCAAUAUCUUCACCUGGUUCAGACAACCCCCCUGGAAAUUUCCACGCAUUUGUUGUCUGAAAUGGAAAUAACAAGUAAACAUUUUUUCCAUCAACAAGGAACCAGAAAUACAGUUCCUGCAUUUGUUGACUAAGCCUAACUUGUAAUCGUUUUUUAAAAAAUGUGAUCAAAUACAAUUAUAUGACUGUAACAGUAUAGUCACAGAAGACAUCUACUGAUUUGUCUAAUGACUGUUAGACGGUUUAUACUUGCAACAUUGCUGCUCAUUAACAAGGUACAAAGUAGAAGAAGGGACUUUAAAGAAGCUGCUAUGAAUAGUUAUAUUAUGUGGCCACUAUCCAAUACAGAGCUAGAUAUGCUUAAUUUUAUGUGUUUAGUAACUCUGUGCUGGAUUGGAGCCUUUGUAACUUAAUAUUUAAUCACAUAUAUAUUCUAGUUCAGCGUUUUGUUUUAUAAAACAGAGAUUAUGAUUGUAGUACUGUUCUAUACUGCACUGGCUAAGUUUUCUGUUGUAUUUGUAAUAACCAAUAUGUGCAAAUGUGUCUUUCCCCUCUGUUAUAUGAUUGAAAAAUAAAAGUGAGAUUCCUCCA
Molecule: messenger RNA, 4238 nt
Organism: Anolis carolinensis (green anole)
Lineage: Eukaryota; Metazoa; Chordata; Lepidosauria; Squamata; Anolidae
Gene: fgf2
Product: fibroblast growth factor 2
Exons: 3
Coding region: 319-828 (169 amino acids)
Biological process (GO): wound healing; positive regulation of MAP kinase activity; positive regulation of endothelial cell migration
Cellular component (GO): cytoplasm; nucleus
Molecular function (GO): fibroblast growth factor receptor binding; growth factor activity
Source: RefSeq, a predicted model, not a curated record